AUGGUGUAGAAUUUUAAAAAUGUUAGCCAUACUUAAAAUUUAUAUAUUUAUUGUUUUUAUUUAAGUAAUCAUUAAUAAAUGUUUUCUUUCUAAAAGCCGGCUGGGAAAAAAUAGAUGGACAAUCAAUGCUGAGAAUGGUUUUUCUUUCCAAGGAGCAGCUACUGAAAUGUCUCCUAUGUAGGCGAUCCGAUUACAAGCCACAAAACAACAUGAAGGAUGGAUUCCUUAACUCAACACCGGAGAGAUCUAACGACCAUAACUCAGUUUGGCCGUUAAUGAUGGGAAAGGAUUAUAUUUAUAACAAGAAUGCCUGGAGAAGUAAAAUGAAAAGAAACUUUGACGAAAUUGACAAGGCUUCCGUCAGCUUUGGAAUACUCAAUCCACUUGUAUAGUUCUAAAUACUCGCGGUUACGAUUAGAAUUAAAGCAAGGCCGCUUUGUGUCAAGGGAAUAAUUGUAGAAUAUGAUUGUAUCUGAAACCUCAUGAUAAAUACAAACCAGAUAGAUAUUUAUAUGCUUUAUAAAUGAUAUUAUAACUCUGUCAAUAAAAACAACUAUGAUUGUUAUUAACAUGUUUA
Messenger RNA from Drosophila innubila, 577 nucleotides. RefSeq lists its product as uncharacterized. Lineage: Eukaryota; Metazoa; Arthropoda; Insecta; Diptera; Drosophilidae. The transcript has 2 exons. Bases 126 to 392 code for a protein of 88 amino acids. The record is from RefSeq and is a predicted model, not a curated record.